Geodia barretti is the source of this 1935-nucleotide messenger RNA. Lineage: Eukaryota; Metazoa; Porifera; Demospongiae; Tetractinellida; Geodiidae. The record is from the annotation of a GenBank genome assembly.
ACCUGAAGUUUUUCCAUAAUCCAAUGCCCCAGUGCCUCCUGUUUUGGCGCUUUUGCGUGUAAAUUUGUCCUUUGACCCCCGAGAUUUGCUAAGGAUCGUAACGCGCACGCGCACACGAUAUGUGGGCGCGGCAUAGUGACUGAACUUAUUCAGGGAUGGCUAGUGGGUACACGGAGCCUCCAUGCGACCCUCCAGAGGUCAGUAGAGCCUUCCAGCAGGCGGAAAUGAACAAGGACCCGACCAGAAAGUACGAAUAUUUGGAUCAUCCUGCUGACAUACAGAUUCAUGCCUGGGGUGACAGCAUCGAAGAAGCAUUUGAACAGGCUGCAGUGGGGAUGUUUGGUUACAUGACGGAGCUCUCUACGGUGGAGGAGACAGGGACUGAGACUAUAGAAGCAGAAGGUCAUGAUUUGGAAUCACUGCUGUUCAAGUUCCUCGACGAAUUCCUCUUUCUCUUCUCGGCUGAACCAUUCUUCACCCCAAAGAGAGUAAAGAUUACUGAUUUCAACAAGGAAACAUUCGUCAUAAAAGCUGAAGGGUAUGGUGAGACGUUUGACUUGAACAAACAUCCCCAGGGAACCGAGGUGAAGGCAAUCACAUACUCCAACAUGCAGAUCCACCAUAAUCAAGACGGACAUGAAAUAUACGUCAUUGUCGACAUUUAAGGUUUCAAUUUCAAUACCAAAAUUAAAUUUCCUGUGUUUUUAUAACGACACAUACUGACAUAACAACGAAAUCAACAAACAAAGUGUGUUUUGCUCAAUGUUUUUUGGGGUACGAAGUGAGAGGUCUGGACGAAUGUGGCAGCUUGUGCGUGUGCUGGUGGUGGGUGGAGGUCAGGGUUCGUAGCCGUGCCAACCGCUUUUGGAACUCAUCGCUAUGGAGCUCGGGAAUCAGUUUGGGUAGUAGGAUGUCAAAUACCCUCAGAAAGAAGUGUCUGUUGAUAUGAGGAUUUUUCAGGCAUUCCAGACAAUGUGUCACUGCAUGGCUGUAGUCCUCCGACCCAACCACAUAGGGCAGAAAAUUCGGGAGAAACUUUUUGAAAGCCGCAAUAGCCUCCUUCUUCCUCUCCUCCCUCUCUCCCUCUGUCAGCGUCUCUCUCGGGCUGCGGUCCAGGUCAUUGCAGCCCUCCACCCACAGAACGUGUCUCAGCCUGUACAACAUCCUCAUCCAAUUCUCCUCCUUCUUCACCACACUCUGAAGCUCCUCCGAUAGAAACCGAUCGAUGGCCCCGCCCACCAGCGUGAGGAGAGCUGUCUGUGUUGAUUUGUCGGUGGCCCAGAGCUCGGGACAAUGUCUUCUAGAAGCUUCCGUCCCGAGGGCAAGUAGAACGUCGCUCAACGGAUUCGUCUGUUGUUGUGAGCGAGUGAGAGAGGUGAGCGUGUGUUGGGUGAACGGUAUAGAGCACUGGCAAACGACGGUCACGAUCGUGCGAGAUACAAACACGACCGACGAAACGAAAUGAACCAGAUGGCGUCUUGUUUUUGCCAGGAACGAUUCAGUGUCAGCAGCUUGCGAUUUCAGCUGUGUAUUAAUAGUGACCGUGUCCACGGUAACGCCAUUUCCAUGGCAAUUGCCGACACACUUCCCUGAGUCUGGUUGUUCAACGCAGCUGUCAUCGUUUUCGUUGUCAAUUCCAACACUACCACCUGCCCUUUUCUCUAAAACCCUCUCAGAAUCUGUCAGAGACGAAGUUCUUCGUUUCACCUCCUCUCCAUCCUCACUCCCGAGCCCUCGUGUCGAACUAUCGUCCAGUGUGGACGCCUUUACUAACCUCUCCCUCCUCUUCCGGUGAGUGAUGACUGGCGAACUCGCCUGACCGGUUUGGGGAGCCCGGUUUUGCGUGACGAGCGUGUUCAGUCUUCGACAGGGGAGAGGUAGAGUGGUGUUGAGGAAGGCACUCAAAACACUCUCCAUUGGUCGUUUGGGGAGGGG